Lodderomyces theae is the source of this 4683-nucleotide messenger RNA. RefSeq names its product tethering complex subunit (gene VPS11). Lineage: Eukaryota; Fungi; Ascomycota; Pichiomycetes; Serinales; Debaryomycetaceae. Gene Ontology annotation, biological process: organelle fusion; endosome organization; vacuole organization. Gene Ontology annotation, molecular function: protein-macromolecule adaptor activity; protein binding. The coding region runs from base 1 to 4683 and encodes 1560 amino acids. Gene Ontology annotation, cellular component: endosome; HOPS complex. The transcript is spliced from 2 exons. The record is from RefSeq and is a predicted model, not a curated record.
AUGCAUUAUAUGACCUCGUUUUUGCUUAUGUCGGCACACACAUAUUUGAAUGCAACUUAUUCAUUUGAUGGACUAAAUCACUCGAUAGAAACCGCCACCGAUAUGGACAAUGAACUUGACACCAACUAUCUCAACAACCUUGGAGUGGGUCCACAUGGAAACAAAGGAGAAGAAUAUCAGUCUGAUGUUACAUACACAGAGCUUUUUGACAGAGUUGGUUCCAUUGUUGAAGUUUACUCCAGUAAGGAACUGUUCUGGCCGACAGCGGGUACUUACAGUACAAGUGAAAGCACAUUCACCAGGAAGAGACAUCUGAUAGGCAAAAGGAGCAAUAAAAUAAGACAGAGAAAGUCAGGAAAAGUAUUUGGAGGUAUCAAAAUGAACGCCAAGAAUGUUCUUGCAAUUUGGCAAAACAGGAUCCGGAGCAAGAAAUUGGUCAACAAGGGGAUGAAGUGCAAUGAAGUAGACAGAGCAAAGUCUGACUUGCAGUGGGACGGUGGUAUCGUGAACAAUGCAAAGGCGAACCUCACAAGCGACGUGGAGAUGACAGACCUCGAAUGGACUGAGGAAACAGAUGAAUUGGAGGAAGAUUUUGACUACUCGAGCGACGAAAGAGAGCCACUUAAUUUGACCAGCCCAUUCGUGUUGCCAGUGAGGACAGACUACAAACUGUCACCACCUGCUACUCCAGUUGUGAUUACUCAGGUUCUCACAAUCACCAAAUUGGUGACGUUACCAGAAGAUACCCUAGAGAGUGUGAUUUCACCAGGCAACAGCAUAGUCUUGGCAUCUGAAUCUACCACUAACUCCUCCUUCCCAGCACACAUUGACUUUGACUCUAAAUUGGAAAGUCCAAGUCCACCAUCACCACCUGUGAAUGAUGUACCUGAAAUUGAUGCUGAAUAUGAUAAAGUGUUUAGUGUGAUUGCAAGCCGUAAAGUGUUGUCGGGUAGUCAAGUCACAAAGACAACCGCAUUAACCAAUUCCCGGGAUUCAGAAGCUGGGACAGUAAACAGUGCAGAAGAAUUGACCUUGAGUGACUUUGACAACGUUGCCAUUGAAACGAUUUCGACUUUGACGACCCCUGUGACCACAAGUGAAAUUCCAACACAAAAUACACGACAAGAAGUGGACCCAGCACAAUUGGUAGAAUAUGAUGAUGGUCACUUGGUGUUAGGAAGGAAACUGUCGAGAGUUAAGGACACAGUUUCGAUAAUACUUGCAACGACGACACCAAGCCACUCGACGACCGGACUAUUCAGUAUAUUACCGAUAAAGGGAACAACCAUAGUUUUGCGUCCUACUUCACUUCCCCAUUUUCGAAGCGAGGUAAUCAACCCAAAGAGAAUGAACAACACCAAGAUAUCGGACCCAGGGACACCAUUCACCAGUAAUGCAACACUUUUAAACAAGUCUCAAACGUCAGAUAUUCCCAAGUCACAUCCUGCAAUAAGCCUUGGAAGCAUUGAUGCCACAAACAAUGCGAGUACCACUGACUUGUCUUUUGGGAAUGCUGACACAAGGAGUCCCGUUGCAGCUCGAGGAGGCUACUCAUUCACUGGGGUGAUUCUACCACGAAAACCAUUCGUGCUCAACUCGGUUUCUUCAGUCACUGAGCUGACAUUGUAUCUACCAUCUUUUUUUCAGCUAUUUGACUUCAUUCCUAUACGUGACCCCAACUACCAAUCACACGAUGCAUUGUAUUCUGAUCCCACGCUCAGUGCCAUCAACGCCACGAAAGCGUACUUGGUUAUCGCCGUCAAUAAUUCCAUACUUAAGAUCAUAAACCCAAAAGAUAUGACGUGCGAGGGCCAAUUCCAAGCUUACGAUAUUGACUACAGGAUAACGUUUAUAGAACCUGUGAUCAACCUGAGCAAUUUGAUAAUGACUUUGGCUGAAAAGCAAGGGUUCCCACUGAUCAUCAAAGUUUGGGAUUUAACAAGGAUACUCAAUAUGGAAAAAUUGGAGGCAUCGGAAUACAAGUUCAAAUUCCAGACUCAAGUUUCGGUUACUGAGAAUAGUCGAAGCAACGGAGUCCAAAGUGAAAAUUCGUUUCCAAUUAGUUGCUUCAAGUUUAAUUUCGACUUGACAUGUUUGGCAAUUGGGUAUGCGAAUGGGAAAGUAAUACUUGUUAGAGGGGACUUGUUGCGUGAUCGAGGAUCAAAACAGCGAGUUAUUUAUGAAAGCUUUGGUAAUGAUCCAAUAACUGGAAUACAGUUUAAUGAAGAGGAGCAAAUACUUUACGUCACAACAACUUCAAAAGUGUUGACGGUAUCGACUACUGGGCGUAAUCACGGCAAACCUUUGCGUAUAUUAUCACAAAAGGCUGGCGCAGAUCUAGAUUGCACCGAAUCUGGAAGAAAGCAGGAGUUAAUUGUAGGACGUCCUGACUCAAUUAGGUACUACAACCCCACUACAAAGCUAAAAACAAUCAACUUCGACGUUCCCAAAUCGAAAAUUGCAAGACUCCAUCAGUUCAUAUUGAUGGUGAGCUCAACGGAUAAUGAAUACCUGCAAAAGUUUCAAUCGAGGAUUAUUAUUCUUGAUACAAGGAAUAACCAUAUUUCGCUAAAUUUGUUGAUUCCACAAAGUGUGAUCAAGUUUGUUUUCAAAAUGGGUAAUGAAAUUUACCUCUUAUCUAAUGAUGGUGUAUUAUACCGACUUUAUGAAAAACCAAUCAACCAACAGAUUGAACUAGUUUUGCAAAGGGAAUUGUUUUCCGUAGCAUUCAACUUGGCAAAACAACUGAAACUUUCCUCAGACGUAUUGUUGCGGAUACAGACAUUGCACGCAGACCAUCUAUUUGAUGAACAAAAGUAUGAUGAGGCUAUGGAUGUUUACAUUAGCUGUCUUGGCUUGUUCAAGAAUGAAGCUGCGGAUGCCGUCAAUUCAAUUUCGAACGAAGAUAGAGAUGAUUUUAUCAUGAAUGUGAUUACGAAAUUCAAGGAGGCAAUUAACACGGCAAAUAUGGUGAAAUUUUUGGAAAGAUUGUACGCAAUGACCCUAGCCAGCGUCGACCAUAUCACAUUGUUAUUAUGUUGCUUGUGCAAGUUGAAGAACCUUGACCAAAUUGACUCUUUUAUUGAUGAAUUGGACUUGUCUAAUGCAAAACUACAAGAACUCAAUUUUCCCCUCAUUAUCAAUUUAUUCAAAGAGUGUGGAUUCUACAACCAGGUGUUGAGGUUAUUAUACAAACUCAAUCAACCAAAUUUGAUUGUUGAAAUUCAGUUGAAUGAUUUAAGUAAACCGAAAUUGGCAUUGAGUUACAUGAAGACAUUAAAGAUUGACGACUUGCUAUUGAUAUUAAUUGACCAAUCGAAAAAGUUGCUAGACUCUUGUCCAAUUGAAACAACGGAGCUUUUGAUCAAUGUGUUUACGGGUAAAUAUCAACCCACCGAGUCAACGCAGGAGCCUUCUACCACAACAGCACCAGAUGCAAACAUAGAGGAAGAUGAAAAGGGUGGGGAGGGAAUAACUCAAUUGACCAACUACAAGGCAUUUCUAAACUACUUGACACUCCGCGGGAAUGACUCAGAAAAUGAGAAAACCGAGAAAACAACAACAACAACAUUAUCAUCCAAUGUUGCAAGAGAACCCACAUACCUACCUCCCAAGCCCAAUUUGAUUUAUUCCAGCUUUACCAACCAUCCAAAUGAGUUUGUUAUAUUCCUCGAGGCAUGCAUUGAAGCUUUGGAUAGAUAUCAGGGUAACUUGACGGAUAAAAAGGAAGUGUUGAUUACCUUGCUUGAAAUGUAUCUCUCAUUGGACAAAAAGACUGGUGAGUCGGAAUGGUUGGAUAAAGCAGAUUCUAUUGUUGACCAAUACGGUGAUUUGUUAGAUGACGACUCGUUGUUGUUAUUGAGUCAUUUGUAUCGUUUCAAGCCUGGCGAAAUAAAGGCAAGGGAAGAUAAUGGCGACGAGGAAGGUAUAUUUAUGUCGUACAAAAUUGAUGAAGACGUUGAAGGGUGUUUCAAAGUGCUACAAAAGUAUGGCCAAGCUAAACCGCAGCUCUAUAAAAUGAUGCUCGAGUUUAUCGUUUCCAAGCGUGAAGUUUAUGAAAAAGUUAAUCACGAUGAUAUACAAGUCAUACUACAACAAAUCAAAAAGUAUAAAUUGUUGGACCCACUUGAGUUGAUUAGUUUGCUCAAUGGAGGUGAUUCUAACGACAAUGAGUUUGUUACGUUUGGUAUUGUUAAAGAUUAUCUCCUUCAGUAUUUUACAGCUCAAGAGCAAGAAAUCACCAAUAAUGAGAAACUCAUCGAAGUGUACGAGCAUGACUCAACCAAGAACUCAUACAAGUUGUCACAAUUGACACACCCAUUUGUGAUUCAGAACAACAAGUGUUCAGCAUGUCAAAUGAAGUUGGACUUCCCAGUGAUUCAUUUCAAAUGCAAGCAUUCAUUCCAUCAGAAAUGUUUGUCAUCUAGUCUCGUUGCCAAACCAACAAGCAGCAAUGGUAGCUCGCAAUUCGUGGAUGAUGCAAGUGACCAUGGACCAAAAUGUCCUAUUUGUGCACAAGCCUUGAGUGAUGUUAAUGAAGUCAAACAGAGUCAGUAUACGUUAACGGAGAAUGUCGAUUUCUUUGUACAGUCUUUGCGUGAUAGCACCGAUACAUUCAAGUUUAUUUCUGAAUACAUUGGGAAAGGGGUGAUGGAGGAUGAGUCGGUUAGCAUGGACCAGUAA